AUGGAAGAAACUGUCCCUGAGGGAAAAACAAAAUUUACUGCCGGAGAUUCUACAUUUAUAAUUGAUAAUCGCUAUGAAUUCCUCAAAUAUAUGGGCAGAAAUGCAUGAGGAUUUGCUAUUUCUGCAAUGGAUCAUAAAAUAAAUACAAGAGUUCUAAUCCAUAAGAUAUCAAGAGAAGAUAGUCUAAAUAAAGCAAAAAAUAUUCUUCGAGAAAUAAAGUUGUUGAACUUCUUCGACCAUGAAGAUAUAAUUAAGCUGUAUAACAUAGAGUUAUACCCUGACACAAGAAAUUACAAUGAAAUAUAUAUGGUGACUGAUUUCAUGGAGGCAGAUUUGAGCCAAUUAAUCUAUUCUGAAGUAGAAUUAACUAAUGAGCAUGUUCAAUGUAUUAUGUAUCAGCUCUUAAGAGGUGUAUUAUAUAUGCAUUCUGCUGAUAUAUUCAAUUUGGACUUAAAUCCACAUAAUGUAUGGCUAGAUAGCAGCUGCGAUUUAAAGAUAUGUGGGUUAAAACUUGCAAAAGAUUGCAGAAAAGUGGUAAAAAUAGAUGAAUGAAUCUGUCCAAUAUGAUAUAGAUCUCCAGAAUUAAUUCUGGGUUGCCCUGCAUUAACAAAAAAUGUUGAUAUAUGAAGCUGUGGAUGCAUUUUUGCAGAACUUCUUGGCAGAUCACCAUUGUUUCCUAGUAGUGACUCUGUAGAUAUUCUACAACGUAUAACUCAGCUAUUAGGUAGUAUUGCUCCAGAUGAUAUCUUUUUUAUUACUAACACUGCUGCUGAAGCAUAAUUCAUACCUUUUUAUGGAUUUCUGAGGACAAAUCUAAUCAAAAAAAUUUUUUUUUGAUAGUUUAAUAUAAUUUGAAAAGUCAAGCCAGAAUUGGCAAAAAGAAAUAUAAAAAAUAAAAAUUUUAAUUUAAUUUGACUGUUUGGAUGCUUUUUAAUUUUAAAUUAAUUUUUUUAUUUCAGGGCAUUCUCUAUAGAGAUCAAUUAAUUGGCACGUGAUAUAUAUAUUGCUAAUCUUCCAGAUCAACAAAAAGCAAGCUGAUCUAGUUUGUAUCCUAAUGCAGAUCCACUUGCGUUAGAUUUGCUUGAUAAAAUGAUAGUAAUUAAUCCUGAAAAAAGAUGGGCUGCUUCCCAUUGCUUAGAGCACCCUUAUUUUAAAGAUCUGCAUGACAUAGAAGAUGAGCCUCUUGCAGGUGAGAGUUUUAAUUGGGAUUUUGAAAAUUGUGAAUUAUCAAUAGACUCAGUUAAAAAUUUGGUGUAUGAAGAAGCUUCAAAGUUCCAUCAUUAA
Blepharisma stoltei is the source of this 1284-nucleotide messenger RNA. The record is from the annotation of a GenBank genome assembly. NCBI's taxonomy places the organism in Eukaryota, Ciliophora, Heterotrichea, Heterotrichida, Blepharismidae.